Molecule: messenger RNA, 1334 nt
Organism: Caenorhabditis elegans
Lineage: Eukaryota; Metazoa; Nematoda; Chromadorea; Rhabditida; Rhabditidae
Gene: bre-2
Product: Beta-1,3-galactosyltransferase bre-2
Exons: 9
Coding region: 136-1062 (308 amino acids)
Biological process (GO): glycoprotein biosynthetic process
Cellular component (GO): membrane; Golgi membrane
Molecular function (GO): hexosyltransferase activity
Source: RefSeq, marked reviewed
AGCACGAAAGCAAUGAUGGCUGGUCGAAACUCAUCAAUAAAUUCUGUGGAGAGGGUGUCCCACGAUUUAGUGAGCCGGUACACAGAACAACCGUUAAGAUUCGCUUACUACGAACAUUUUGUUACCUCUCCACCAAUGCGGCAAAGCCGUCGAGCUUCAUCAAGAGUCAAUCGUUUAGUUGUAAUAUUUAUCAUUGUUGCGUCGGGAUUCUUGCUUCUAUACAAAAAUACUCAACAAUUCACCCAAAUCGAUCGAGAGUGUAUACAAGACGAGUGGCAAGAGAACAACAACCUAGGAAAUACAAUCGACGAUGGUUCCAAUUUUCGUAUCGCCUUCACUGAUAUUCAACAAAAUUACACAUGGCUUCAUCUACCAAAUUUCUUGGAAAAUUCGGAAAUACUAAUGAUUGUUUCUUCGAAUUGUGACAAUUUCGCUCGUCGCAACAUUCUACGAAAAACUUGGAUGAAUCCAGAAAAUAGUCAAAUAAUUGGCGAUGGAAGGAUGAAGGCAUUAUUUCUGGUCGGAAUAAAUGGAGCAGACGAGAAAUUGAAUGCAGUGGUUUUGGAAGAAGCCAAAGUUUUUGGAGAUAUGAUUGUCAUUGAUUUGGAGGAUAAUUAUCUCAAUUUAUCAUAUAAGACAAUAUCCUUGCUACUUUACUCAAUUUCAAAAACAAAAUCACCCAAUCUAAUUGGCAAAAUCGAUGAAGACGUCCUUUUCUAUCCGGAUCAACUCACCCCACUAAUCAAUGAUAAAACAAUCAAUACGUCAACUUUUUCCAUUUACGGUGAGAAAUAUGAAGCUGGAGUUGCAGUUAAUCAUGGGGAAGACAAUGCAAAAUGGCAAAUUUCCAAAAACUCUUUCAAAUGCUCAGUUUAUCCAUCAUAUUUAUCGGGACCAACGUAUUUUUUGACACGAAAAGCUGCAAAACGGAUUGUCGAAGCAACAAAGCAUAGGAAAUUUAUUUCUGUAGAUGUGGAAAAAUUGUUGAAGAUGUGUUCAUUACUGGCUUGCUUGCCGGCGACGUUGGGAUCAAAAAAAAUCAACUUCCAUUUAUGUAUAUGAUAGAGGAAGCGACAAACGACCGGGAAUCUUAUGAAAUUCUGGCAUGGCACACUAAAAAGAGGGACCAACAAUAUAUAGAGGCCUUUGAAAGCCUGAAACUGAACCGUUGUAAAUCGUGUCGAAAAUCGAAAAAUCCUGAUUUAGAAGAACUUAAAGAAAAAUAGCAGAUAUCUACGUAAUUGGUAAUUUAUUUAUAUUUUGAUUCUCUGAAAAAAAUGAUCUCGAAUAAUACUAUUAAUAAAGUUUCAAGCAUAAUUUAUUUAAAAAAUAAA